Molecule: messenger RNA, 1536 nt
Organism: Larimichthys crocea (large yellow croaker)
Lineage: Eukaryota; Metazoa; Chordata; Actinopteri; Sciaenidae
Product: protocadherin gamma-C3-like
Exons: 1
Biological process (GO): homophilic cell-cell adhesion
Cellular component (GO): plasma membrane
Molecular function (GO): calcium ion binding
Source: RefSeq, a predicted model, not a curated record
CUGACGGAGUACACAUCGUAGUCUACGUAUUGAAAAAUAAGAAUAGCGGUUAAAAUGUGUGUGUGAAAGCUUCUGCCUCAGAGUCGUACAAUGGGUCAAACUGGACUUAUUUGAUGAGCAAUUGAAUCACUGCAUUUGCCUACAAAGAAAUCCUUGAUUUUUGGCUUCACAAUGGGAGAACGAGGACAAAGGCGCCGAGUGAAGUGCUGGUGGCUUGUCGGGAUUUUGUUGCUGUGUUUUGUGGAGCGGAUUUUGGCUCAGCUAAGAUACUCUGUUCCAGAAGAAAUACAAGUGGGAUCACCUGUUGGAAACGUUGCAAAGGAUUUAGGGCUUGACAUUGGUACUUUAAAAGACAGGCGGUUUCGCAUUGUUUCGGGACCCAAUCACUCUCUGUUUCAGUUAAAUCAAAACAAUGGAGUGUUGUAUGUUGGACAAAUAAUGGACCGGGAGGAGCUCUGUGGUGGAAACAAGGUCUGUUUGAUAAAUCUGAAAAUUGUUGUUGAAAGUCCGCUGGAAAUACAUUACGUUGGUGUUGAAAUAACGGAUGUUAAUGACCAUUCACCCACUUUCCCAGAACGCGAGCAGCGCCUGGAAAUAGCGGAGCACACUCCCCCGGGUACUCGUUUCCAAAUUCAUGCGGCGAGAGACCCCGAUGUCGGUACCCAGUCAGUCCGAUUAUAUAAAUUGAGUCCAAAUGAUUUUUUUGAUAUCGAAAUCAGAGAGAGCGAGGAAGACAAGAUACCGUCUUUAGUGCUGAAAAAGGCGUUGGAUAGGGAGCAAAAGGCAGAACAUCAUUUCAUGUUAACAGCUCUUGAUGGUGGCAGUCCGCCGAAAUCUGGGAGCCUGAAUUUAACCAUAACUGUGCUGGAUACAAAUGAUAAUCGACCUGUGUUCAGUAAAGAUAUAUAUACUGUGUCAUUAGAUGAAAAUGCCCCGAUUGGAACACUUGUCAUACAAAUAAACGCUACAGAUUUAGAUGAAGGUUUAAACAGUGAUAUUGUAUACAUAUUUGGAAAAACGCAAAAGAAAAAAGCGCAUGACACAUUUGAAUUAGACAGCGUCACUGGAGAGAUUCGAGUGAAAGGAAACGUGGACUUUGAGGACACGGAGGUUUACAGACUAGAUUUGCAGGCUUCAGAUAAAGGUCAGCUACCAUGGACCGCUGAAAGUAGAGUUGUGAUAAAAAUAAAAGACGUGAACGACAAUAAGCCAGAUAUUGAAGUAACGUCACUGUCUAACGUAGUCCCAGAAGAUUCAAAGCCUGGCACGGUUAUCUCUCUCAUCAGUGUUACUGACAGAGAUUCAGGCAUGAAUGGGAAAGUUAAUUGUAAAAUCUCAGGUAAUGUUCCGUUUGAUUUGACGACUUCCAUUGAGGAAAACAUGUACUCUCUUGUCACAAAGGGGCGUUUAGACCGAGAGACUCUGUCCCAUUAUGACAUCACAAUAACAGCUACCGACUGUGGUGAACCUCCACUUUCCACUGUAAAAACCUUGAGUGUUCAGGUGUCUGACGUGAAUGACAACAGACCAAAUUUC